AUGAAAAGCCCAUUAAAAGGCGUAGUGUAGUUGGAAACCCUCUGGGAGGCGCGGCGCGACUGACCUCUCUGCGGCGGCGGCGGGAGCGGAGGAGGAGGAGAGGAGAGGAUGCCGCGGCCGGAGGUGCAGGCGCCGCCGGAGAUAUUCUACAACGAGUCGGAGGCCCGCAAGUACACCACCUCCUCCCGGAUCAUCGAAAUCCAGUCGAGGAUUACCGAGAGGGCGCUCGAGUUGCUUGCGUUGCCCAACGAUGGCGUCCCCAAGCUGCUUCUCGACAUCGGUUGCGGUUCUGGACUUAGUGGCGAGACAUUGACAGAGCAGGGCCAUCACUGGAUUGGUUAUGAUAUUUCAAAGUCGAUGCUUGAUGUUGCUCAGGAGCGUGAAGCAGAGGGUGACCUCCUCCUUGCAGACAUGGGCCAGGGCUUAGGUUUGCGGCCAGGAGUUAUUGAUGGUGCAAUCAGUAUUUCUGCCGUUCAGUGGUUAUGCAAUGCUGACAAGUCAUGUCACAACCCAAGAUUGCGGUUGAAGGCUUUCUUUGGAUCAUUAUAUAGAUGCCUAGCAAGGGGAGCAAGAGCCGUUCUACAGUUUUAUGCUGAUAAUGUGAAGCAGAGUGAAAUGAUUGUGACUGCUGCCAUGCGUGCUGGAUUUGCAGGUGGAGUGGUUGUUGACUGGCCUCACAGUUCAAAAGCAAAGAAAUCCUACCUUGUCCUCACUUGUGGACCAGCUUCUCUAAAUUCAUCCCUUCCAAAGGGUAAAGGUCAAGAUGGUGCCAUGUGUAGCGAUGAUGAUGAGAGUGAUGAUGGAAGUGGUGAUGAAGAUGAAGCCCAAACAGUCGGAAUAUAUGAAAGAAAUAGGCCAAAGAAGAGGCAGAAGACGAAGAAGAAUGGCAAGGGCAAGAGCUGGCUCUUGAACAAAAAGGAGCAGAUGAGAAGGCGAGGACGUGAAGUGCCUGCAGACACAAAAUACACAGGACGGAAGCGGAAAAGCUACUUCUAAGUUCCGAGUGAUCUUGGAAUGCCUGUGUACCAAUGUUUGCCGUCUAUCGUAGUUCAUUAUUAGUACUAGUACGAGAACUUUUCUGUUCGAGAGUUGGAUGAUACACCAGAGAACCGUUCUUUAUUUUUUAUUUGUAACCAAGUGGUGGCAUUUUGAGCUUUUUUGGUAAUGCUGUGACAAUCUAUGCCCUCCUUUUGAAGGAUCCAGUAUUUGUAUGUUUGUUGUUUGCGAUUCCGCAUGGGUUUUGGCAAAAUUUGUCCAAUCUGGCUACACAUUGUUUC
This is a messenger RNA of Oryza brachyantha (malo sina), 1277 nucleotides long. Its product is annotated as 18S rRNA (guanine-N(7))-methyltransferase RID2. Gene Ontology annotation, cellular component: nucleolus. NCBI's taxonomy places the organism in Eukaryota, Viridiplantae, Streptophyta, Magnoliopsida, Poales, Poaceae. The record is from RefSeq and is a predicted model, not a curated record. Gene Ontology annotation, molecular function: rRNA (guanine) methyltransferase activity. The transcript has 9 exons. Gene Ontology annotation, biological process: rRNA (guanine-N7)-methylation.